AGUCGUGGUUCGUGUGCCGGCGGCGAGCUGGAUCUUCCGUGGCGUGGAGUUAUGGGACGGAGGCCCCCGGAGGGAAGUCACUUACCAGAGUAUGUAGGCUCUUCAUCCAGAGCUCAAGUCUUCUGACUCUUGGGGACAGUGAGACCUGCCGCUCCGGCCCCCUCUCCAACUUGCCUGAGUGGAGUGGCCCGCACUGACCAGGAGGGAACUCCCAGUUGGCCCAGCAUGAACUGGAAGGUUCUCGAACACGUGCCCCUGCUGCUGUAUAUCUUGGCAGCGAAAACAUUAAUUCUCUGCCUGGCAUUUGCCGGAGCCAAAGUAUACCAAAGGAAAAAAUUGGAAGCAAAACAGCAAAAACUGGAAGCUGAAAAGAAGAAGCAGUCAGAGAAGAAGGAUAACUAAAGGGAAAUCAAAGUACAGUACCUUGAAGAGUACAGCAGUACAGUACAACGGCUGGCAUCCAAGGGCUGGCAUCGAGUGAACAGGCAAGAAGAGUUACUGACUGGAGGAGGGAGAGGAGGUGGGAGACGUUAGAGCUGAACGGUCGUCAGCAACAGGAGACGGAGGGCAAGCUGCAGUUUCAGUCACGCCUGACGUUGAUGGCACAGGUUCUGCUUCCUUGCUGGAACCAGAUGCAUGUUUGCAUCUUUGAAAGUUUGAAACUUGAAGGUUUGUAUGUAGGGGACUUACUGUAGUUGGAGUUAUUGAUACUAUUCCAACCCUGUGUACAUGAAGUCAGUAGAUUUGUAGCUUGACUUUAAAUAAGUGGUUGGAUGCCUGAACACGUGGGUGGAUGGAGUGAUUGGUAAAACCCACACCCAGGACCCCAUCUGACUGCACCUACCCAGCCUCUCUCGGGACCAUAACUGAGAAUGAUUCCAUAAGACCACCGUCCCUGGGCAGCUGAAAGAUGUUUCAAAGAACGUAAACUGGAAUCUAUGUCUUCCACGCACAAGAGAGCCCCAGGAUCCCUCACACAGAUCAUAUUUCAUCUUGUUAGAUGGGUUCCUAACACGUUUUUGGUUUUUGAGCUUACAACAUACUAGAAUCAGAUAUGAAGAAAGGCUGUUGGCAGCAGAAAUACCUCAGAGCAAGAGAGACGGUCUUUGAGCAGCACACCAGGCCUGAGAACUCAUCUGUACGAUCGCCAAGCCCACACCAGGAACGCCACCCAUCAUGACUUGUUCAUGAUGAUGAUUCUAGUCAUUAAGGAAAGGUGAAACUGUCUUUAUAUACUUUGCUUAACGAGGCAGAGACGUACAUAAUAUAUUUCAGGAACUGAAUAUUUCAAACAAAAAAUCCGGGGUGUUUGAAAAAAGGUCACCUCUUGCCCGUCUGUCUCCAAAUUCUCAUCUCAGGGAAGCACACCUGCCUGGAUGCAACCUUCCCAGCCUCCUGCAGGGGCCGGGCCUGCGCAUGCGCAGUACUGCGACUCAGCUGACUUGAGAUCCCCGGCUGUGCUGAGAUGCUACAGGUCUCGUCCUUGUCGGAGGGAAGCCACGGGUGAUGGGGAGUCUGGAGGGAAAAGAGGAUUGAGGCUGGGUUCUUAAAUGUGAGUGCACACGAGAGGCUGUUUAAAGUGCAGAUUCCUGGGCUGGGCUCCAGACCCACGGCAUCAAAAGCCAUGCGGGAGAAACCAGGAAUCUGUGAACAAAUUUGAAAACCCCAAGGGGAUGCCGAUGAGGUGGUCCUUGAAUCUCCUUUGGAGCCUUAAACGAUGGGCAGAGGGUGAUGAGCCAGAAGCCCGGCUGGGAAGGAACAUCUGGAGCCAGUAGGCUGGGGAGCAGGGGAGAGAACGUAGCUGCGAAUCCUUGUUUAGCCCUUAACUGUUCCUCCUGCUUUACAUCUAUUACCCCCAAUGUGUGUCACCGUCCCCGUCUCACAAUAAGGAAGCCGAGGCACAGAGAGGUUAACCUCUCUGUCUAAGGUUCCCCAGCUGGCAAGAGGCAGAGACAGGAUGUGGACCUCGCAGUUCAGCUCUGGGCCUGUACUUUUCACUUCCGUGCAAGGACAGGGCAGGUGGGCAGGCGUUCUUGUUCUUCCAAGUCGUGGGUCAUCAAGUCUUCAAGACGACACCAUAAGGACAGAGGCCAGGCUGUGGGAAGUGGGGAGGGUUUGAGGAAAUAGAAACAGUGCCGUUUGCAUCCUAAUUUCAAGUGUGUGUGUGUGUGUGUGUGUGUGUGUGUGUGUGUGGUCUGCAAAGUCAGGAAACAUUUUUGUCUGAGCAAUAUGUUAAUUACAAAUAACUGGUUAGCUUUCAAAUAAUUGGCUCAAUAUUUCCCUUGAGUUUCCAGAUGUUUUGGACACUCUCUAAUAUACUGAUUGUACUUUUCAAAGAUUCACAAUUAGCCCCAUUGAAUUAAAUUUGGAGGGACUUCACGGUGAGCUGAUUAUUUAAAAAUUGUCAAAGAAGUUCUCCCAACUUUGCCGCCUGCUGUGCACCUCAAAGGUGGGGACAGAGACAUUGGUAGCCUUAGGGGAAGGCAGGGUUGAGGGAAAGGUUUUUCCAGAAGGAGUAAGCUUGAGCAUGAUCACAGGCUGAAGGAGAUGCGAGAGGAAAAGGGAAGGAAACCUGGCCCGGCUGGAGGUGGGUGGCAUCUAGGGGCCGGGCACUGAAGGCCCCAGUAAAUGCAGGGCGAGGAGAUACCCAGGGAAGCUGUGCUGGGUAAAGGCCUCGGUUUCCCCUUUAGCUUGAGGCAAGUCCUUCUGCUCUGAGCGCGGGAGGGAUGCUGGGUGCAGUGGGCAGAGCCCGAGGACCUGGGGUCUGCAGUCCCCUCUCCCCUCUCCCUCCAGGUCAGGGGCCUGAGUCGUGGGCUACAGCUCCCUUCAGAGACUGCAGGGCCCUGGCUGUCACCAAGUCUGCUGUGGGGAGGGUGGCUUUUGCCCCCAUGAGCCCUGCUGGGUGACACCUUUGUAACUGCCUGCAGUCGGGCCUGGAAAACCACACAUGGGUUUUUAACCAGGAGCUGGACUCCUUGGUGGGAAAACUUACACUCCCCCCCCCCCAAACCUGAAAACCCUAACCCAUCGCCUGCUCAGCAUCCUUCAGUGUCUUUCCUUUCCUUCUAGAAUAGCCCAAACUCCUUCUCAUACAACACGUUGUUUCCUUUUUCCAUCCUGUCCUUUCCACACUUGCAUUCUUCCUUUCACUCCACUCGCACUGCUCCCUGCCCGCCACAUGCACACUUGCACGCACACGUGCACGCGCGCACUCACAUACCCCGUGCCCUGGGAAGUGUGUAGGCUGGGCACACUUGACCUUCUUCCUGGGCUGGCCGUCCCCUUCCCCCUCUACCCACUGUGAUGAAGUCCCUGCUCUUCCUCUGGCCUCGGCUCCAGUUUCACCUCUUCCUGCCGCUCUGCCCCUGACUCCCCAGCCAGGCCCUGGACUCUGAGCCCUCACUCCCCACACCUCCAAAAUCUCACUGACCGAGAGGUACUCCACACCACCAACCUGACUGCCUCCAGGGCCCGAGCUUACUUUCUUUGGGCCCCUGUCCAGGCCACACGUGACAGGCACAUAGAAGGUGCUCGAAUAUUUGGUGAGUGGAUGAGUGGUAACACCCAAAGGACGGGGUGCAGGGAUUUUCAGCUGGCCACAUCACCACCCAGAAUAAAGACUACUUUUCCCAGCUUCCCUUGCGACUAAGUCUGGCCAGUGAGAUUUAAGUGGAAGGUUUAAGUGGAAGAUUUAAGUGUGAGACUUCCUGGAAAGCCCCUUAAAAGAAAAGGGAUGAGCGCUUCUUCCUCCUUGUCUCCUUCUCUGCUACCUGGAAUGAUAAUGCAAUGGCUUUUUCAGCAGCCAUUUUGGGCUAUGAGGUGACUUUGAGGAUGGAACCAAGUCUAGGACAGUAGAGGAAAAAGAUAAGACCCUGAGUUCUUUAUGAUCGUGGAUCCAUCGUAUUAGCCCUGAACUGCCACCUUAGCAUUUCUUGUUUUGGUGGGGGAUGGGAGGGUACCUUCUAUUUUGUUUAAAUCUCUGUGGUUAGGUCUCCACUACUCAGAGCCUGACCUAAUCCUAACUGACCCAUAGAGCCAGCUAGAGAGGGGUGUGAGGACUUCCUGAUAGGAAGACGUGGAUUCUAGUCCUGACCCUCCUGUCACUACAGGUGGGCAUCCCUCCAGGUGAGUCAGUUACCAUCCGACUUUGUCUUCAUUUGUAAAAUGAGCUUAACGAUCACUGCCCUGCCUAUGUACAGGGUGGGUGUCUAAACUGAAUGAGGUCAAGUAUAUAAAAAUGUUCUGUACAUGUAAAAUGAUUACAAAUGGAAGGAGUGUGUACCACCUGCGGGGAUGGAGGGCCAACUCGGUCCCCUGAUUGGCCAGGUGCAGCUCGAUCAACUCAGUUGAGCCUGGACCUUUCUUGAGUGGUCAAGGCCUGAGCCAGUGGGCGUUCAGCUCCAUUUGCCUAUUUCCCUCUGGGCUCUUUCCAGGGCAGCGCAUUUUCCAAUGCCCCACCUCCUCAGGGGGAGCCUGGCCCACAGGAAGGGAGUGGGCAUGUGGUUGUUGGUCCUGAUGAGGACCAAAGUGGAUGAGAUGUUCCCUCAGCCAACCUCUCCGAAGGAGUCAGUGCCACCGACAUCACAAAGGGUCUUCCAGAGGAUGUGUCCACACCCACAGGGCUGCUGGGCCUUGUCACCCACUGUUUAUUUCAUACAAGUGCUGCUCCCCAAAAGGUUCCAGGCUGUACUCACCAUCCUCGCUGUCCACACCACCAGAAGAGACCUCUUAUCCUUAAUUCCCUAACCUAUCUCAGACGGUCUUAAAAGCAAUGCCAGAGAAAAGAAUUUCCUUUGAUCAAAAGACACAUCUUAAGAUGUGUCUACUCUGAUUACAACCCAGUGAUAAAAAGCAGCAAGAAUUUGCCACAAAGAGUGAAAAGGAAAUGAGGUCAGCUACAGUAGAUGUAACUGUGGAUGCGCUUGCUGGAAGCCCAGCCUGCACUGAAGUAACAGGAGCUCCUGUUUAUUGAGCACUGAGUUGGGGCUGGUCAUGAUGUAGCGUCUUGGUGUGUGCUAAGCGUUUAAAGCCCUCAACUCUAGUUUACGAAUGAGUUCAUUGAGCCUCAGGGAAGUAACUUGUCCAAAGUCUCAUAGUUAACAAGCUGGAAACUUCUGAUUCUAACGAGAUCCAUCCGAUUCCCAAAACCCCGUGUACUUUCCAUUAUUUUCUCCUGGAAGUUUCCAUGCUUGGCAUAAAGCAGCAUUUCUUAAUUACGAGUACAAUAUUAUGUAACUCAAUUGCACAUUACCCGUGGCCCUUUGAUCUCUGGUUAUACCAAUGUUCUCUUUUCCCCUACUUGCUUUCUAAUGAUUGAACAAGGCCUCGAAGGAAUACAAUCCUAACUCAUUUUAUUAGAUCGUCUCGGUUUUCCAAGAAAAAUAGCUCCUGUUGGUCUAUCUUGUUCAUCUGAUAACCCAAGAACCUCCCAUUUUUUUCUCACUGCAAAAUAGUGUGUCUUUAAAAAGUACCUGCCUCUAGCUCAAUAUUGUGCUGAAGCAUAUUUUGUUGUGUCCAGUUGGAGGCAGUCACUUUGCCAGAUGAUUGUCUGAUGUCAGAGGCAAGCCUUACACCGUGUUUCAAUAACCAAGCCAAGUGUGGCAGCUGGGCACAUGGGCUUAGGAUCUGACUGGCCCGAGUGUCUCAGUCUCCUCAUCUGUAAAAUGGGAAAGUGAUAGAACCUACCUGAGAGGUUGUUUUGAGGGUGAACUGAGCUGCUCGUUAGUAGAGAGGAUGUGUGAAUAAAACAGUUCUUCCUGGGAACUCUGGAUUUGAACCUCAGCUCUUCCGCACUGGAGCGGAAGAGUUACGUAUCUCUCUGUGCCUCCGUUUACCCUUCUGAGAAAUGGAGACAAUGGUAAUUCCUACAUCGCAGACUGUUGUGAGGAUUAAGUGAGUUAAGCGUGUAUAGCUGUUAGUGCUUGUCACUACAGAACUCUGGACAGGUGUGAGAUAAAUGCGACGUAAGGGCAAAACGUACUCACAUCUCCAGCCCAGGCUACUGACACUGAAGUCACCAAGGAGGUCUGAGUCCUACUACUUACCCCUAAGGAACAUAAAUUCUAAAACAUACAUGAAACAGGUAGUGAAAAAAACCACACAAAAGUACCACAUAGUGGACUUCCCAGGCAGUCCAGUGGUUAAGACUCCCCGCUUUCACGGCAGGGGGUGCAGGUUUGAUCCCUGGUUGGGGAACUAAGGUCCUGCAUGCCGCAAAGCAUGGCCAAAAUAUAAAAAUAAAAAAUGUUCAUAAAAUAAAUAAAAGGUUUAAAAAUAAAAGUACCACACAGUGAGAGCCAUUUCAUCCGGGGUAACUGCCAGUGGGAAAUGCAGUAUUUCAGCUGGCAGAAGAAAACCUUCUUUAGAACCUGUGCUCAGCUGAAUAACGGUUCCUAAAUGUAUCCAGGUCUGAAUCUCCGGAACCUGUGAAUGUUACCCUAUAUGGAAAAAUAAUCUUUGCAUGUGUGAUUAAAUUAAGGAUUUUGAGAUGGUGAGAUGAUUCUGGAUUAUCUGGAUGGGACCUAAAUGCAGUCACACGUGUCCUUCUACGAGGGAGGCCGAGGGAGAUUUGACACAGAAGAGGAGAAAGUAAUGUGGCCACCGAAGCAGAAAUUGGAGUGAUGUGGCCACAAGGCAAGGAAGGCGGGCAGCCACCCAGAAGCCACAAGAGGCCAGGAACGGAUUCUCCCUUAGAGCCCGUGGAGGGAGCGUGGCCCUACUGACCCUGGAUUUUGGGUCAGCGGAACUGAUUCCAGACUUCAGGCCUCCAGGACUGGGGGAGGAGACGGGUUUGUUGGUUUAAUACACCAAGUGUGUGGUAGUUGUCACAGAAGCCACAAGAAACUCAGACUGCACAGUCGGCUGUAAAGUGGGAGGUGCAGCUGAGAGUGUCUGGUUCCCAGUGGUUGGAGGUGGUGAGUGUGAUUCAUCUGCAGAUAAAAUGCAUAACAACAGGAUGCUGCAGAAGUCCACCGCUUAGUUGCUGAAAAGCACUGAACAUCUGUUUUCUGACGAAGUGUUUCUAAAUAAUCCAGGGAGUUUCAGGAAGGAAUUAGGGCAGAAGACAAGCAAAGAAUCUGAUUUUUCUGUGCUUGGCUACCGGGAACCUGGCCUCACCAUCUGAUACAUAGGCAAGUCUGUUGGGAGUUGGUAGCAAUUUUCAGACGUUGUUUUUGACAUACCCCAGAAUAAUUACUUCUAUUAUAAAAUUACUGCCUGAACAUACAUAAACAAGUGUGAAUUUUGUGAUAUGUUUAAUAGGAGGCAGGGCUUUUUUUUUUUUAUAAAAGUGAAAAAUACCACCACAAAUCCUUACAGCCACCAUUAGCAGCAGCCCCAGACUUGAGGGUGCUGUUGUACCAGCCACAGGUGGCUCAGCAACCAGGGCCCCGAGAUGCAACUGCAUGACAGGUUAAUGACCUCCCGUUGGGAUUCUUGGAGUUGGAAUGGGAGACGGAUUGGAUAAAUGGGUUCUGUAGACCCUCCUGUUUACGUCACCUGUUCACCCACCAAGUCCAACUUGAACCAAUCACUGUCAUAGCUUUCCAGGUUCCUUAUGGGGACCACCAACUUGCCUGGAGGAUCUGGAUGGGGUUUCACUUCCUUGGAUGUCCCUUGCUCACCCUCUGCCUCCUUGCUUUCAAGCAAUGGAAGGGAAACAGCCUGUUCAGCCACCAUCUGGACCACAUCUGUUGAUGGCAAGCCGGCUCCCUGGGGAUUAUUUUGGUGGACUGAAACCGGUAGGCACACUAGUGAAUUUCAAUUUUUUGUGAGCACACUCUUGGUUCUCUUUUUUUCCUCACACAACCUUUAACUCUGUUCAUCUCUGCUCACUUCCAAGCUCCUUUGGGCUCGGUUAACUCUCAUCCUCUCACUGACAUAAUAGCCCUCAGAGUGGCCUUAACCAGAUGAAAGUCAAGAUCACUAAUUUACCAACAAGAUUUAAUGAAACCUUCAGCAAACCAUAAGCACUUUGCCAAUGCCCUUAGGAAGCAGUCCUCACAGCAUCCCUGUGAGGUCAUUGUUGGAGUAUCUUUGGCUGCAGUGGUCCAGAAUCAAACCCAACAGAAUUGGUAAAGAUCAUGCCCACAGCACAGCCCUGCUGUUUGUUAGAGGAAUCGCACUUAAGAAAAUUUACCAAGAUAGUAGUUUUCCCAUCUUUGUACUUUGUUAGUUAGUGUUCUCCAUUUGCUUGGGUUUAUCCUUUCAAUCCCGUUGCUAAUUAAAUCAUUGAAGAGUAUAUACUGGUAGGAAUAGACACCAUCAAUGGACUGCAAACAAAACUCCUUUCUGUUAUUGAUGAUAAACCAUUUCAGAGAAGACCAGGCUGAGUCUAGAGGGUUCAGAUAACUGUAAGGGGAAGGCAGAGAGAGUAGUUUAUGGCCAUAGGACUUGGCCACCUCAGGACAACAUGUGAUGUUAGUUAAGUUAAUGACUGAUGGGACAUGGGCCUGGGCCUCGGAUUCUUUGUCUUCCUUUGGCUUCAUCUCAUCCUGCCGCCUUCUCUCUUUGACCACAAUGGUGCACUGCCCAUAGGUCUUCUUUGCCACAUCACAGAACUCAGAGAAGAGGCUGUCUUCUUGUUUGAUGCAUAACUCAUCCCUUAGGAACAUCCGAUAUUUCCAAGGCAUCCAUCCUUGACUACCACCGGCGUGCACAAUACACCAAGUUGGAGUUGGCAUGAAAUAGCCAUCACUAAAAUCUUCCCCUGUUACAAGACUCUCAGGGAUAUCAGUUUCCCCAAAAUAUACAGUUGUAAACCCAUCAUAUUGCAGUGUUCUCAGGGUUUUCAAAUACUGGAGACAUUGCUUCCUCUUCAUGCUAUUGAAUAGAUUUCUGAUAAUAAUGUUUCUUAAAAGAGGUUUUGCAAAGUGAGGCAUGGUAGCUCUUCAAGUGUUUUUCAAAGCUUGAGUGUCUCCAUCUGCAGAGAUCUGGCAAGAGUGGGAUGAUGACCUCAUAAAGGGCUUUGUUACUGCUGAGCUGGUCCCAUAGAUACACUUUAGAUUUCAAAGCAUCAUGAAACACACAGUCAGAACAAUUCCUUUCUGGCUUAUAUGACGUGGGAAUGGGAAUGGCAAGCCAUCCAAGAUGUUACUUUGACAUUGCAUCUGUAGUAGGUCUGGAGAGAGAUUGGCAAUUGUAUUAGUUUGCUAAGGCUGCCGUAACAAAACAGCAGAAAUUUAUUUUUUUCAAAGUUCUGGAGGCUAGAAGCCCAAGAUCAAGGUGUCAGCAGGUCUGGUUUCACCUGAGACCUUUCUCCUUGGCUUGCAGAUGGCCACCUUCCCCCUAUGUCCUUAUUUGGCCUUUCCUCUGUGUCCCACGUGUCUCUGUCCUAUUCUCUCCUUAUAAGGACUCCAGUCCUAUGGGACUAAGGCCCACCCAUAUGACCUCAUUUUACCUUAAUCACCUCUUUAGAGACCCUGUCUCCAAAUAUAGUCACAUUCUGAGGUCCUGGGGGUCAGGGCUUCAACAUGAGAUUUGGGGGAGUCACAAUUCAGCCCCUAAAGCAACCUUUUAACAGUGAUGAGCCAAGUUCCUGACUCAUUUCCACUUAGGUCAUGAGGAUGGAGUGUAAUAUAUUUGUUCAUUCAACCAUUCUGAGUACCUACUAUACACCAGGCAUUGUGCCAGGCCCCAGGGGUACAGUCAUGAUAUGUCCGGUGAGGCCUAGACACAUAUAUGGUUUAUGUCUGUGUACACAUGAACUUAGUGCCUGCUGCCUGUCCACUUUCACAAUCAAGAGUGGCUUUUCCAGGUGGCAGAAAGGGUAUGGCAAACAGCGAAAGAAAGUCAGCCUGCAUACCUGUCUUUCACUGGGGCUGCCAAUUCUUCAGCUAAUUCAAUACCCUGUCUACAAAGGACUUUAAUUUUAUAUACUCAAGGCAAAAUGACAGUUUACUUCAAACUCUAGCAGCCUCUUUAAUUUCCUUUGUAUUUUCUUGUCUCCUUAAAGAUCUUUCAUAAAUGUGAAUAAUGGGUUCCCUCAAAUGAAGAUGUGGACAAACUGAUUUAUUGGGUCCUUUUCUCUACUGUUGAAUGGAUGAAGAUUUUCUUCCCACAAAGUUUUCUUGGGACUCAAGUUUAGGCAAUGCCAGACAGUAGGACUAACCUAGCAUAGUAAAGUUAACAUGAAGCCUGCUCUCCAAGCAACUUUCUCAGAGGCUAGAAUCAGUGGGUUUGGGUUGAUAAUUGUGGCCGUUUUCUCUUAGAAUUUUUCUUCUGGUGGCAGGAACCAUUUUCAGACCAAAUUUGAUAUGGAUGCUAAAUAUGUAGAAGUGUGGCUGCUUGGUUGAAGUGGUAAUGGUGGUCCUAGAGCCCCCCCCCCCCGUUCAGACACCCCUUUCUGCCUCCUCUCCCACAGGACCCUGUGGCCUGGAGUGAUGUGAAAACAUAUAAUACAAUGAAGUCAAUUCCAAGACAACAAUUCUUUGCUUCUCUCUCAUCCAAUCUUCAGUUAUGUAUGGAUAUGAGAAACAUGCUCAGAAGUGUAGAAGAAAAUGUAUAAUGUUACCUUUGUGUAAAUAUAUGUGUGUGUAUAAAUGAUAAAGAAUAUACAUACUUGCUUGCAUUUUCAAAUAUAAACA
Mesoplodon densirostris (Blainville's beaked whale) is the source of this 10583-nucleotide messenger RNA. It is a transcript of the gene SMIM11, whose product is annotated as small integral membrane protein 11. The transcript is spliced from 5 exons. NCBI's taxonomy places the organism in Eukaryota, Metazoa, Chordata, Mammalia, Artiodactyla, Ziphiidae. The record is from RefSeq and is a predicted model, not a curated record. The coding region runs from base 226 to 402 and encodes 58 amino acids.